Pygoscelis adeliae (Adelie penguin) is the source of this 2164-nucleotide messenger RNA. RefSeq names its product ornithine decarboxylase antizyme 2 (gene OAZ2). Gene Ontology annotation, biological process: positive regulation of protein catabolic process. NCBI's taxonomy places the organism in Eukaryota, Metazoa, Chordata, Aves, Sphenisciformes, Spheniscidae. The record is from RefSeq and is a predicted model, not a curated record. Gene Ontology annotation, cellular component: nucleus; cytoplasm. Gene Ontology annotation, molecular function: ornithine decarboxylase inhibitor activity.
AUGCCCAUCUCCACUAUGGCAGUUGGAGAGGAUGAAGAGGGUCCUGCCUUCUUCCAGGCCUUCGUGCAAGAGGGCAGCCCGCAGUUGGGGAUGUGCAAGAUCAUCGUGUCGCUGUUGGGCAAGAGAGAAGCAUCCUGCCUGCACAACCACACCUCAGAGCUUAGUAUUUUACCUUUGAGUAACUGUCCCCAGCUGCAGUGCUGCAGGCACAUUGUUCCAGGGCCUCUGUGGUGCUCCGAUGCCCCUCACCCACUGUCGAAGAUCCCCGGUGGGCGAGGGGGUAGCAGGGAUCCUUCUCUUUCAGCUCUGAUAUAUAAGGACGAGAAGAUCACUGUUAACCAAGAUGUCCCAGUGCACGAAGGGAAGCCUCAGAUUGUCCACUUCCAGUACAAGGUCACAGAGGUGAAGACCUCCUCCUGGGAUGCAGUGCUCUCUAAUCAGAGCCUCUUUGUGGAAAUCCCUGACGGAUUAUUAGCUGAUGGAAGCAAAGAAGGGUUAUCAGCACUGUUGGAGUUUGCUGAAGAAAAAAUGAAAGUAAACUACGUCUUUAUUUGCUUCCGAAAAAGCAGAGAAGACAGAGCUCCACUCCUGAAGACAUUCAGCUUCUUGGGCUUUGAAAUCGUGAGGCCUGGUCACCCCUCUGUCCCGUCGCGGCCAGAUGUGAUGUUCAUGGUGUACCCCCUGGAUCAGAACUCUUCCUCUGAUGAAGAAUAGCUGCAGCGGGGGACUCCAGCAUUUUCAGGUCACGCUGUUGAGGGGAGAGAGGGUUACAUCUCCUUUCUUGAGGAAAGGGAAACCAAGCUUCUGUUGGACUGAAACUGCAUUUCUCAUUGUUAGAUUGGCCUGUGUAUCCUCAGAGUUGACUAUCUCAUUGAAAUGUGUUGCCUAGAGAACUAUAUAUACACACAUGUAAUCACCAAAUAGUAAAUGGAAGAUGUUUAUGAACUGGCAUAGGAGCUCUUUACGUGCAGCUGUGUGGUGUGUUAGCCUAGGGGCACCUGGUGCCCAGGCCGUGCGUGGGGGAGCACAGCGGUAGAUGCAGUAUCAACUCCUUGACUUCUCUAAACCCGUGUUGGUCCUUUCCCGAGCACCCGAUGUGCGCUCAUCUGACAGACUACCUUUUUAUUUUUCACUCAGACUCUUAAGUAGAAGGCAUGUUUUGGGUGUUAGGCACAUGGAGGAGACGUGCUCGAGUUUAACCUUUAACACUACAUUAAAACCCCCGUGCGUCUCUGCUUUGGGGCGACCGAUGCUGUUUUAACUGGUCUAACCUUUUUUUUUUUUUUUUAAAAAAAACUUCUUGCUCUUCCAGCUUUUGUUUUAAGCAGUCUUAACUCUGUUCGAUGUUACCACUGCGCUAUCACAGCGUUCAAUAAAAGGGGCAUUCAGAUGAACCUCACACAGCUGGGGCUGCUUAUUUGAAAGGAACAGAGCCUCUGGUGGGCCUCCCGUAGCGCUGCGAUGGUUUCAGAGGGUCAAGCGAGUGUUCGGAGCAAUACCUCCGCUCUGGGGGAGCGUUUCCUCACCUGCCUGCGGUGUGAUGGUUGUGAUGGUCCAAGGAGCCUAAACAGCUCGCGCCUUUAUCCUCCGCCCAAGGACGGGUAAGGAGCAGGCCCGUGGCCGUCACCUCUGUUCUUCCUCCUCGCCUUUCCAAAGAGAUGAUCUCAAGACUUGAGACACCGAGCUAACGGCUGUAUCCAAACCAAAGGGGGUUGCGUGUGGGGGCAGGCGUGGAUGGCGGCUCUGCCGGUCGCGGUGGGAUGCUCUCCCCAUCCGGGGGCUUUCCCGGGAUGGAGGGAUGGGACCGCAGCGCCGGCGGUAGCUCGCGUUUCAUCCCUACCCCUUCUGAUGUUGGAGAAUGAGGUUGUGCUCUUGUCUUCGUGCCAUGUGGAUGUAACCUGGCUGGCUUGCUUUGAAGGCCACACGAGAAGGGUGUAUUUAUAAACUGUGCCCUGGAGGCGUGCCGUGAGCUCUCUUCCUGGCCUGGCUGCUUGCGUGUGGACUUGUCCUUGUGUGCUUUGUUGUGCUCUCACCCUUCUGUGGAGGAUUUUGUUAAAAGCUGAAGCCGAGCCAUUCCAUAAACGUCAUGGUCAGUGUUUUCUGUUUGGGGGAGAGAGGUGGGGCUGGGAUACAAGUUUGUGUGAAUAAAUCAUCUUAAAGUUUG